Molecule: messenger RNA, 2136 nt
Organism: Parastagonospora nodorum SN15
Lineage: Eukaryota; Fungi; Ascomycota; Dothideomycetes; Pleosporales; Phaeosphaeriaceae
Exons: 1
Coding region: 1-2136 (711 amino acids)
Source: RefSeq, a predicted model, not a curated record
AUGGCACUGUCAUUGCCUGACCCCGAAUUGGUCCAGGCGUCAAGCAUCGAGCCAACCUCCACCGCAGGCGUUGGCGCAGCCACCGACAUCGCCAAUGCAUCGAAUCAACACGCAACUGCACAGCUGGGUGAAGAUGCACUAGUCUUGCAUCGGGGUUCCACGCCUCGUGCACAAGGUGAGACCGACUUGACGCAACAUCCGGUCACACCCGCAACAUCUUCAAGCGCGUCUCCCCUCACCCUGCAGACCGCCAGCGCACAGCCUGUGGUUGAGAACACCGUCAUUCAAGGCAUCCAUUUCUCAAACGAGCAAGCAAACAGCAUCGCUCAGCACAUCGCAGCAGAGAAAUUGGCGUGGCUGAGUAAGAUCAAGGACCAUGUCUCCGAUCGGAUUGACACAGCAAUAUUCUCGGCAGAAGCACACUUUGCAUCAGCCAUACAUCAACUGCAACAGAUUCCUGCGAAGAGGCAAGAUAUGAUACGUUUGUAUGGUGGCGCAUCAUUUGAUCCAAAUCCUCCUGGUAUCAAGUAUCCCGAUGAACUCGCGCAAGACCUGCAGAAGGCUAGCAAGGACAUUUGCUCCGGCCUCUCUUCACUCGGCGAGAUGAUGACCGAGAAGAAGCAUCCAUCAUACAACAUUUCGAGAGCACUGGUACAUCGGGCCUUACAAUCAACCGGAACGGCGGGUCCUGCUGCAUUUGAGGCAGAGCUGCAUCAGCUCUACAUCGAGGAACACUCUGCUUCAGACAGACUCACACCUUUGACCACUCAAAUCAAUGACGAAGAUUGGGCUGUGGUUUCGAAGCCACCCAUCCGUCUGCCAUUUCCAGCGGAGCAGAACACAACACAGGCUGCUGGAAACAUCAAGGUCGAAGUAGAAGGGCCACGGAGCGCCAAGAGCAAGACAGCAUCAUCCACAACACCUUCAGCAAAACCUACACCAAAAAAGAAGGCAGACUCCAAUAUGAAACAGACCUGGAGGGACAAUCCGAAGAACGGAGUCAUCGUGUACCUCGAGGCAUCUGAGCAGGACAUCGUGCGGACACUUCAAAGUUUUUGGGGCCGGCAGAUGUGGGAGUCAGAAGGUUACAUUCUUCCGCCAGGCACCAUCUUCUACGCAGGUAUGUCAGAGGGGCCCGAGAAAAACUUCUACAAAGAGAAGUCCGCAAAGUACUGCUCAACUUCUCACGGAACUGGUUGGCUUGUCAUCGUCCCGUACGAUGUUCGUAAUUGCAACGAGUGUCAGCACAGCAAAAAGUUUUUGUCCGUCAACGCGUACCUUCCACCAGGCAAUCGUUACUACAUCCUUCGUCGGGGGUGGAGCAUCAACUCUGAAGGUGACGUGUUGGACACCAAGAAAAACCUCGCCAGCCCAAUCAACAACAUCAGCCGACUGACACUUAUGGGUCGGACCGUUUGGCAAUCUGAGAGCGAAUUCACUCGUACAGACAUUGGCAUACCGCAGCACAUUGACAAAGCAUACCGGGAGGGUGCGCUCUCAAAGCUCAGCCUCGCCAAUGUCGAUCGCUGGCUCAAUCUAAAUGACAAAGGCAAACCGAAAUACAAGGUUACAUUCGAUCGAGGGUCCAGAAAGUGGGAUAUUGGAUCAGCCCGUAGGGUCAUUCCAAUGCAAUCUUCCGACAAGAACGACAAGAAGUCGCUGGUCACAUUCCAUGCUGAACGUAUGCGCGAGGUCUGGGACUUUACUGGUUUCGGCGACGAAGAACUGGAAAAAGUCUUGGGCAAGAUGCUGGACACCGUUGACGAUUUGCAAUGUGCUGAAAAGAUUCCUGAAUCAUUUGACACUAGAACACACUGGUUCACUCGAGAAGACGCAGAAGAGUUUCGGAACCGUGGUAGCCUUGAACGACUCAUAACUCAUCUGGGAGGCUCAGUGCCAAAGAGUCGGAAAGUGGAGUCUCAGGACCAGAAAGCAGCAAAGAAGAGGGUGACGACAGGAAUUGCGAAGCAAAGUGAAGCAUCCCAGAAGCGCAAGGCUGCAACUGAAACCUUUGAGCAGAAUGAAAAGAAGAUCAAGCUAGAGAAGGACGAGGAAGAUGACGGAGCAGGUGGCGAAGAGAAGGAUACAUCGCCUGUCCCUUGUUCGUUUGAAGAUUUCCUCGCGAGGGAAUCUUAG